Messenger RNA from Fibroporia radiculosa, 1371 nucleotides. RefSeq lists its product as uncharacterized. Gene Ontology annotation, biological process: calcium ion transmembrane transport; intracellular calcium ion homeostasis. Gene Ontology annotation, cellular component: fungal-type vacuole membrane. Gene Ontology annotation, molecular function: calcium:proton antiporter activity. The record is from RefSeq and is a predicted model, not a curated record. NCBI's taxonomy places the organism in Eukaryota, Fungi, Basidiomycota, Agaricomycetes, Polyporales, Fibroporiaceae. The transcript is spliced from 17 exons. The coding region runs from base 1 to 1371 and encodes 456 amino acids.
AUGGCCACCAUCACCGACCGCACACCUCUCCUUGAGAAUGGCAGUGGCCUCUCCCUCGAGCCUAGAGCCCAGUCCUUUGCCCACCGUAUGACAGUCAUGCUCAAGGCCGAGGGCCAACCGUCCUGGCUGGCCUCCUAUCGCUUCUUUCUUUUUGGUUCCUGGGUGAACGUCUUGCUGAUAUUCAUACCGCUCAGUUUCGCGUCUCAUGUACUAAAUUGGGACGCUGCCCUUCGUUUUUCUUUCAGCUUUUUUGCGAUCAUGCCACUCGCAGCGCUCCUCGGGACCGCGACAGAACAGUUGUCCAUGCAAGUGGGACAAACUCUGGCCGGCCUACUCAACGCGACGUUUGGAAAUGCUGUUGAGAUCAUCGUCGGAAUUGCUGCUUUAUUGCAAGAUGAGCUGCGAAUCGUGCAAACUUCUAUGCUUGGCUCCAUUCUCUCCAACCUACUGCUUGUCCUUGGCUGCUCGUUCUUCGCAGGCGGACUCCUGAAGGACAGCAUCUUUGACGAGACAGCUGCUCAAGCAGCGAGCUCACUCAUGACUCUAGCCUGCAUCACUCUUGUUGUUCCCGCAGCAUAUCACAGCUCGCAGACACGCGGACUCAUGUUAGGAAAUGCUACCAGCACGGUGUUAAAUGCAGGUAUCCAGCAUGUCGUUGAUGGCACCGACCUCGAUAAAGAGGCUGAAUUUGGCCUGAGAUUCAUAUCACGCGGCACAUCCAUUCUGCUCCUGAUAAUCUAUAUUGGGUAUCUUACGUUCCAGCUCAAGACCCACGCGAGGUUAUUCGAGGACGAGAGGGGACAAGAGGAGGAGGAGCCGCAGUUGAUGAAUUUUCCCGCCGCUUGUUCCGCGCUUCUUCUCGUAACCGUCAUAACUUCGUUUUGCGCCGACUUCUUGGUUGCUUCGAUUGAAGAGACGGCCGAAAGGUACCAUAUUUCUAGACCAUUCAUCGGAGUUAUCCUACUUCCUAUAGUGGCAAAUGCAGCUGAGCAUGUCACAUCAAUAUGGAUGGCUCGUAAAGACAAAAUGGCUCUCACCAUCGGUAUAUGCGUGGGUAGCUCAAUUCAAAUUUCCGCUUUUGUAAUCCCUAUGCUUGUUAUCAUAGGGUGGAUAACGCACCACAACCUUACACUGUUCUUCUCGGAUUUCGAGACGAUCGUGCUGUUCGUCUCCGUCCUCCUCGUUCAAUUCCUCAUACAGGAUGGCAAGUCGAACUACAUGGAAGGCAUGAUGCUUAUCGUGCUAUAUUUGGUUCUUGCAUUAGCAUGUCGGUGCCGUCCUGAUCCUCGAGUUGCGCUCACUUAUCCGCCUUCUUUGCAGUUUGGGUCUCCAAGUAGCUGCAUUUCAUCAAUCCUAUAUGCGGCCCUAUGA